GACACACAUGCGCCGUGCAAAAUGAAGUAUGACUUGAGAUUAUUAAAUGACAUUAAAAUGGGCUCUAAAUAUACUUGCGGAACACCAGAUCCCCAGUAAAACAGGAUGAUUGUGUGUUUUACACGUGACUUGUAGUCUAUUUUUGGCCUGAUGGCGUCAAACAGCCGCGCGCUGCAACGUCUUCAUCUUGACAGAUAUCUGGAUUUAAUCCUGAAUCGGACGCGCAGCCAUGGAGUUCUCUUGGCCAGUGAUCAUUUUAAUAGCAUAUAUUGUCAUCUCGGUCGUUCGAGCUAGCAGCUCCAACAGCGGUCCUGCCCCUCAACAUGGCAAAGUAAUCAAUGUCGAGAGUCAACAAGCAUUCAAAGAACUGACUGCCUCCGGCCCCGUCGUCGUCGAUUUCUUCGCCACAUGGUGCGGUCCUUGCAAAGCCAUUGCACCCAAAGUUGGCGAGCUCAGCGAAACCUAUACGAAUGUGCGUUUCCUCCAAGUAGAUGUCGAUAAACAGCAGCAGAUUGCACGCGACCUUGGGGUGACUGCCAUGCCAACAUUUGUAUUGUUCAAGAACGGCAAGGAGCUUGAUCGAAUUCGAGGAGCCAAUGCUAGAGCUCUGGAGAAUGGUAUCGAACAGAUUGCUUAAUUCAGAGGACGUGAAUUUGGAUGUAUGUAUGGAUACGGUAAAAGCGAAAGAGAGGAAGUCACCCAGGCCUCUGAAACGAAGUGAAGUUUGAGCUUGAAUUAUACAGACGUGGAUUAGGCAUUGCCUCUGAUUCUAUACAUUUC
Messenger RNA from Talaromyces stipitatus ATCC 10500, 780 nucleotides. Its product is annotated as thioredoxin, putative. Bases 230 to 637 code for a protein of 135 amino acids. Gene Ontology annotation, molecular function: protein-disulfide reductase activity. The transcript has 3 exons. NCBI's taxonomy places the organism in Eukaryota, Fungi, Ascomycota, Eurotiomycetes, Eurotiales, Trichocomaceae. The record is from RefSeq and is a predicted model, not a curated record.